Messenger RNA from Blumeria graminis f. sp. triticale, 405 nucleotides. NCBI's taxonomy places the organism in Eukaryota, Fungi, Ascomycota, Leotiomycetes, Helotiales, Erysiphaceae. The record is from the annotation of a GenBank genome assembly.
AUGGUAGUGACAAGCAGGCCGUUUUCCCCGUGGGAGAGCCGGUCUGUGACAAGUGGCGACACUAUAAGCCUCUGGAAUACAAGCGCUAGCCGCAAGAGGUCAGAUACCGCUCAGCGUAUAUGCAACAGCAUUGAGUGUACAGAUGUAUCUCGAGCGUCCCUAAGGGAAACCAGUACGGUCGCCCCUGGAUCAGCUAUACAGGGGCGCUCAAUUAGGGUACUGAGCUGCGAUUAUAGGGGCAGUGAUGCAACUAUUCAUGAGCGUUGGAUUGGUAAUGUGAUUACUAUGGAUAGUCAAUCACGAGAUGGAACUAAGACUAUGUUAUCGACUUUAAAACUUGUUGUCGAUAUUGUAUAUGUAUGUCUGUUAUCACAGACAUUGGAAAUAAUUCAUGAGAUUGCUUAA